Molecule: messenger RNA, 1446 nt
Organism: Rhododendron vialii
Lineage: Eukaryota; Viridiplantae; Streptophyta; Magnoliopsida; Ericales; Ericaceae
Product: GDSL esterase/lipase At4g10955-like
Exons: 3
Coding region: 267-1322 (351 amino acids)
Biological process (GO): lipid metabolic process
Source: RefSeq, a predicted model, not a curated record
GGACAUUUUCAUGCCAUGUUUCCAACCUUGACUUUUGGAAAUAUCGCAGUGGUUUCUCCAGUUCACCAGAUAAGGCAGGAAAACACCUGUAAACACAGUGAUCUAAAGUUGGGUUUAUUUUCUUUUAUUUCUCAUGAUUGAUUCAACCGACCAAUACUGUUGGUUUUGGGGGUGAUGCAAAAAUCUGGUGAGAUCGAGAUCUUCUUCUUUGCCGAUACGAUAGAAAUGUUUCUGUAACUAGGAAGAGAUCGAGAAUCAGGAUCAAGAUGCGAUCGAUGAUGUCAGAAAAGGAAAAUUUUAAUCUUUCAGGACCCUUGCACCUAACUUGUGUCGACUGGAACAAUGCGAACCACCGAAGGUCUGUUGCUGCUUGCUUGGUUCGGGGUGUCAAAAUCUUAGAGCGAGACCGCCAGGAAAAUAGACGAGGCCCCCAAGCUCUAGCUUCUCGUUGGUGGGAGUUCUUUGGUUUCCGAUUGCACACUCGUCUCUUCGAUGAUGUCGAUCACUCUAUCUUCGGCGCCAUCUACGAAUUCACAUCACCAUCCUACCACAGCCACUUAACAAUGAAUGGAACUCCGCGUUACAUAAUUGCCUUCCGAGGCACCCUAAACAAGGGACCUGCAUGUUUAGGCUCCCUAACCAAGGGACGUGCAUGUUUAAGGGAUAUACAACUGAACCUCCACAUCAUGAAAAGUACGCUCCACCAGACAUCCCGUUUUGAGAUUGCCAUGCAAUCCGUGCGGAAUAUUGCAGUUGCUCCUUUCCGAAACUCCAACAUAUGGUUAACUGGCCAUUCCCAGGGCGCAGCCAUAGCAAUGCUCGCCGGAAAGACCAUGGUGAAAGAAGGCAUUUUUCUUGAAGCUUUUCUCUUUAAUCCGCCUGUCGUUUCUGCACCUAUAGGGGAAAGGGUCCGAAUCGCAAGGAGUGUUGGAGUCGCGGUGCUCACCGUUGCUCGGAAGGCUCACCACCAGCAGACGGAUGUAUCAGAAGAUCCGUUUGUGGCUUUGUCGGGAUGGGUCCCGCGUCUGUAUGUGCAUCCGGGUGAUCGCAUUUGCUCAGAGUACAUAAAGUAUUUUGAGCAUAGGGAGUCGAUGGAGGAGAAAGGACUAGGGUGGGUGGAGAAGUUGGCCUCCCAGCAUUCGGUUAGGGUUAUUGUGAGGAGUGCAAUGGGGAAGGAGAGUGAAGAACCGUUGCACCUUAUUCCUUCAGCUGAAUUAAUUGUUAAUUUAACUCCUGCGAAAGCUUUCAAAGCUCAUGGACUUCGCCAGUGGUGGAGAUCUGAUCUGCAGCUGCAGUCUAAGGUGUACAAGUAUAUUAAUUAACAUUGGCAAAAAAAACUCUUUGAAUUCGCCAAUGUAAAUUUCUGUUGUUGUCAUCGUAUUCAUAUAUGUGGUUGUCAAGCGGUUUGAUUUCUAUUGCAAUAAAGUGACUUGAAUAGUGUUUAAA